This is a messenger RNA of Leptosia nina, 1140 nucleotides long. Lineage: Eukaryota; Metazoa; Arthropoda; Insecta; Lepidoptera; Pieridae. The record is from the annotation of a GenBank genome assembly.
AUGGGUGAAAAUACAGAAAAGAAUCAAAUACGCGUUUGGUGUGAUGGGUGCUAUGAUAUGGUCCACUUUGGACAUGCGAAUUCACUCCGGCAAGCAAAGGCACUUGGUGGUGUAUUAAUUGUUGGAGUUCACACAGAUGAAGAAAUAUCUAAACACAAAGGGCCACCAGUGUUUACGCAAGAGGAGCGUUAUAAAAUGGUUCGUGCAAUAAAAUGGGUUGAUCAAGUGGUGGAGGGUGCUCCGUAUGUCACAACUCUGGAGACAUUAGACAAAUACCAAUGUGAUUUCUGUGUGCAUGGAGACGAUAUCACUGUUACAGCUGAAGGUAUAGACACAUAUCACUUAGUAAAGAGUGCUGGUAAAUACAGAGAAGUAUCAAGAACAGCUGGUGUUUCCACUACAGAUCUUGUUGGGCGGAUGUUGCUACUUACCAGAGAACAUUUCAAGAGAGGUGACAAAGAAUACACGGUUGCGCUAGACCAUUCAUCAAAUCUCGGCACAGACUCCACAGCGCGAUCGCCGUAUACAGGGUGCUCGCAAUUUUUACCCACCACGCAGAAAAUCAUACAGUUCAGCAGUGGCCUGUCGCCGAAACCUACAGAUAGGGUAGUCUACGUAGCGGGUGCAUUCGAUCUAUUCCACGUCGGGCACCUCGACUUUUUAGAGGCUGCGCAUGCGCAGGGCGAUUUUUUGAUCGUCGGCCUUCACACUGAUCUAGAAGUGAACAGAUAUAAGGGGUCUAAUUACCCUAUCAUGAAUCUCCAUGAGCGAGUGUUGUCUGUACUCGCCUGUAAGUAUGUUCACGAGGUGGUGAUAGGUGCACCCUACAGUGUGACUGCGGAUCUCAUGGAUCACUUUAAUGUGGACGUUGUGUGCCAUGGUGCGACGCCCAUCGCGUUGGAUGCGGACUCUUCCGACCCCUACACAGUACCAAAGGAACGUAGCUGCUUUAAGAUCCUAAAUUCUGGCAAUACCAUGACAACAGAAGACAUAGUACAAAGAAUAAUAUGCCACCGACUGGAAUUCGAAGAGAGAAAUUCAAAAAAGGAAAAGAAAGAAAACAUCGCAAUAAAAGCAGCAGCUAAAAAACAUUCUACGCAGAACGGAGAUUGCAAGACGACGAAAUCAGAAAUCGCGUAA